Pseudoliparis swirei is the source of this 2752-nucleotide messenger RNA. RefSeq names its product ubiquitin domain containing 1b (gene ubtd1b). The transcript has 4 exons. Gene Ontology annotation, molecular function: protein binding. Lineage: Eukaryota; Metazoa; Chordata; Actinopteri; Perciformes; Liparidae. The coding region runs from base 1169 to 1957 and encodes 262 amino acids. The record is from RefSeq and is a predicted model, not a curated record.
UAACAGCGAUGCGAUACCUCCCGCCGGUGUCGAGUUUAACUGCUUUUCGUCCUGACGUCAGAGAACCCAGCACCUGCCUGGGCGCUUACGCGCAGGCGUGAGAAGAAGAAGAAGAAGCAGAAGAAGAAAAAAAGUUCGUCUGCGCGAGCUCCGGAUCCACCGCUCGUCACCUUUCACCAGCGGAGAGGGGGAGUAACGUUUUUUGUUUUUUUGGUGGGGGAUUAAAAGAAAGACAAUCUUAAAAACACCGUCAAAGAAUUGACACGGAUGUCCCGGGAGGAAUCAUAACUACCGACCGCGUACGGGGGAAACGUGCGAACCGUCACGAGUGCGCGGAAGUUUGUGUUGAACUGAUGUUGUGGUAGCUAGCUGUUAGCCACGUUAGCUUGUUAGCUGAGGAAGGAAUGCCGGACUUCCCAAUUCACGACUAGCGCAACUUAACGGGCGAGGUGAACAGCUGACAUGUCGCGGUUCACGUCCUAACGGUUAAAACAACCGGUUUGGUAGAUGUUGCCGAUUUGACACGCUGUUAGUUGACGUUUGUGCGGGGGCCCACGAGCUUGGUAUCUUGUGGGGUCGCGUCACAGUCGAACAGCACCGAUACAUGAGGAGCGGAAACGCGUAUAAAGCCUAUAUUUAAAUAUAUAUAACGCUAUAUACAUACACGUAUAUAGUUAUAUAUGCACUCGUUGCUAUUAAGCAUCCAAGUGUCCCCGUCUUCGCCGCCACGGGUGACCUGUAGGCGCCGCAGCAUCGGACCCGCGACCCGUCCUCUCUGCAUCGGACCCGCGACCCGUCCUCUCUCUAUCGGACCCGCGACCCGUCCUCUCUCUAUCGGACCCGCGACCCGUCCUCUCUGCAUCGGACCCGCGACCCGUCCUCUCUCUAUCGGACCCGCGACCCGUCCUCUCUGCAUCGGACCCGCGACCCGUCCUCUCUGCAUCGGACCCGCGACCCGUCCUCUCUCUAUCGGACCCGCGACCCGUCCUCUCUCUAUCGGACCCGCGACCCGUCCUCUCUCUAUCGGACCCGCGACCCGUCCUCUCUCUAUCGGACCCGCGACCCGUCCUCUCUCCAUCGGACCUCGUUCAUCGUCUCCUGCCGCGAUGGGCCCCCUCUUCAGCUAGUUUACUGCGCCCCGUGGAAACGACUCUGCAGCCCUCUCGCCAUGGGCGGAUGUGUGGGGAGAUACUGGGAAGGCUGGGAGGACACGCAGAGCCGAGGCUCGUCCAGGAACGGCGGCCGAGGAGGACGCAACGAGCCGCUGAAGAAAGACCGGCCCAAGUGGAAGAGCGACUACCCGAUGACGGAGGGCCAGCUGCGCAGCAAGCGGGACGAGUUCUGGGACACGGCGCCGGCCUUCGAGGGCCGCAAGGAGAUCUGGGACGCCCUGAAGGCGGCGUCCGUGGCCCUGGAGGGCAGCGACCACGAGCUGGCCCAGGCCAUCGUGGACGGCGCCAGCAUCACGCUGCCGCACGGAACUCUCGCCGAGUGCUACGACGAACUGGGGAACCGCUACCAGCUGCCCGUGUACUGCCUGGCGCCGCCCGUCAACCUCAUCUCGGAGCGCGGCGACGACGACCCCGGCGAUAGCCCCGAGCUGCCCGCGGCGCCCAAGAAGGAGUUCCAGCUCAAGGUGCGCCUGUCCACGGGCACGGACCUGCGCCUCAGCGCCAGCAUGGCCGACACCAUCGGGCUGCUGAAGAAGCAGCUGCAGGCGCAGGAGGACAUCGACGCCGCCCACCAGCGCUGGUUCUUCUCCGGCAAGCUGCUGACGGACAAGACGCGGCUGCAGGACACCAAGAUCCAGAAGGACUUUGUCAUCCAGGUCAUCGUCAACCCGCUGGCCCUCCAGCCCAAGCUGUCGCCCGCCACCACCCCCACCGCCGGCGCCGCCACCACCACCACCACCAUCACGCCCGCCGCCACCGCCGCCUCCUCGCCUGCGUCUGAAUGACCGAGGACGCAGAGGUUUGGUGGUAGGCGGCCAACACUAAAAGACGGCGUUGCCUCCGACUGCUGGAGAACUUCUGGGUUUUUGUUGUUGACAUCCGUCGUUGAAUCAAAGGCGAAGCGACUUUGGGGAGGAACUCGUGAACGCGCGUCUCUCGUUCCUCGUUGUGUUUCCCGGCGGCGGCUCUUUAGCGUGAGUCCAGCCACCGCUCUGACUCCGGAGGUCCUCGUCCUCUCGUCUCUCUGAACCGUCUCCAGUCUAAAGCAGAACUUCUUGUCGUGCGGCCUUCUGGACGUCGUGCUGCUGACUCCGCCCUCUUUUCUUUUUAAUCUGCACUAAUGCUCAUAACUAAGUGCCAAUGGACGCAGUGCGGAGGUGUUGGUGUCUGUUCUAAAGCACAUUUCUACGAUGGACUUCUUUUCUCCUCCACUGAAACGUAAGGGGAAGGCAGAUAGUGAGAUAUUAAGACCCCCCCCCCCUCCUUCUUUUAUGUUAUCAAGAAAACAAUGUAAACUGAGCUUUUUUGCACAUUUGAAGGUUGUUCCUAUACUUUCGUGGUCGUUUGUGUGCCUUCUACAAGACGAAAACAAACAAGUUAAUGUCCGGCAAGACGCUAGUUUUACCACUAGACCCUUCUGUAUUUUAUUUUUUAGAUUCAGGACCUCUAAGAUAAAUCCAAGCUAUAACCGCUGCCUUUAAAAAAAUAUGUCGUUCAUGAAUCUUACAGACAAAACAUUGUGUGUGUGUGUGUGUGUGUGUGUGUGUGUGUGUGUGUGUGUGUGUGUGUGUGUGUGUGUG